Messenger RNA from Equus quagga, 709 nucleotides. It is a transcript of the gene OXLD1, whose product is annotated as oxidoreductase like domain containing 1. NCBI's taxonomy places the organism in Eukaryota, Metazoa, Chordata, Mammalia, Perissodactyla, Equidae. The transcript has 2 exons. Gene Ontology annotation, cellular component: mitochondrion. The record is from RefSeq and is a predicted model, not a curated record. Bases 43 to 522 code for a protein of 159 amino acids.
CUGGUCUGAGGCGCGCGUGCGCCGUGGGCCAGGCCGCAGGCGAUGCUGCUGCGGAGCUUGGCCGUGGGAGGCCGGUCGGUGGCCGCCGCUGCUCACGGGCCGGGGCUACGCCGACUCUCCAGCUGGGACUGCUGCCGAAGGCUUCCUGAAGGCAGCAACAUUCUGCACAGGCACCACACCUGGAUCCGAGUCCAUGAAGGCCGCAGAGAGUUCACGAAGGACCAUGUGGAGGUGGGCUCCCAAUCAGGUGCAGACAGCACUAGGCAGCCCGAAUCCUCCCUGCCCGGCAGGGGCCCCUUGGGACCCCCGUACCCCCUGCCACCUGAGCUCCAGCCCCCUACCAACUGCUGCAUGAGCGGCUGUCCCAACUGCGUGUGGGUGGAGUACGCAGAUGCGCUGCUGCAGCACUACCAGGACGGUGGGGAGCGGGCCCUGGCUGCCCUGGAGGAGCACGUGGCUGACGAGAACCUCAAGGCCUUCCUCAGGAUGGAGAUCCGGCUCCGAGUGAGGAGUGGAGGCUGAGCCAGCCCAGCCAGACAGCCUCACCCGGACGGAUGCCCUCGCCCUAAGGGGCUCCAGCUUGGCGGUGCCUUAUUGGGAAGCAACACUGCCUCUUUUAUUUGUCAUCUCUUUAUGGGGCUUGUAUUGGAUGCGAAUAGGAAGAGUUAUUUAUUGACUUUAUCUGAGAAUAAAUAAGUUCUCUGUGGUG